CCCACCCUCCCUCCUACAGCCAAUGGGAGGGCAGGACGCGCGUCAGCCUGCAGAGCUUCGAGGUGGCGAGGAGAGAGAGAUCCGAGCACAGGAGGAGGAUUCUCCGGGUCUUACCGCUCUCUGAGGCCGCUCUUUACGCCGCCGGAGCCGCGCUGAGGGCCGUCUGGAGCCGCCUGGGCAGGAAUGAUCCCCCGCAGAGGCCGGCCGGCCGUCGUGUGGGGAGCGGGUUGUGUUUAGCGGCUCGUCCGCUGCGGAGUGAAGGAGGAGCGGAGAAACUGCAGCCCGUCUUCCGCACAGGAGCGCGACUUAUCCCCGCAGCAUCUACCGCAGCCCCCCGGCUGUUUAACCAGCGAUCAGCAGAUCAGCAGACGAGACGAGAUGGCGAAUCAGAUGACGAGUCAGAUCCUCUCACCCCUACACUACUGAAGCCGGAGUGAGCGAGGUGGACCAUGCUCUGUCCAGAGCGGGGCGUGGUGGAGGAAUGGCUCUCAGAAUUCAAGACGUUACCUGAUGACCUGAUCCCGGGCUAUACGUGUCAUCUGCGUCUGAAGAAAGGCCUGGUUCCUGCUCUGUAUGCUGUGAUUCAGGAGCAGCCCUGCAGUGAGCUCUUGGCUCCAGUGUGUCACCAGCUGUUUGAGCUGUACCGCAGUACGGAGGUGGGUCUGCGCCGCUUCACCCUGCAGUUUCUGCCCGAGCUGAUCUGGGUGUAUCUGCGCCACACCGCCAGCAGGGAACGCCACCGUAACGGCUGCGUGGAGGCCUUGCUGCUGGGCAUCUAUAACCUGGAGAUUGUGGACAGUAAGGGGAACAGCAAGCUCUUGUCGUUUACCAUUCCCUCUCUCUCCAAACCCUCCAUAUACCAUGAGCCCUCUAGUCUGGGCUCGAUGGCGCUGACGGAGGGAGCUCUAAGCCAGCAUGACCUGAUCCGGGUGGUGUACAGCGGCCUGCUGCCCCAGAGAGAAACCUUCACCUCCCAGAACAGGUUCGAGGUGCUGUCCUUUCUUAUGCUGUGCUACAACUCUGCUGUGGUCUACAUGCCUGCGUCCUCCCACCAAUCAGCCUGCAGAAUGAGCUCACGGUUGUGUGUGUGCGGUUACCCGCGGCAGCAGCAGAAGUUAUGGCGGGAGCCCUGUAACCGCGUGCGCCUGGACCCGGAGUUUAUGGUGCAAAUGCUGACGGCAGUUUACCAUGCCAUCUACAAUGGCCAGUGGGACCUGGGCAGAGAAGCUUUGGAGGACAUCUUAUACAGAACACAGCUAGAACUUUACGCCCAGCCAUUACUGGUGGCGAAUGCUAUGAAUCGUUCUUUACCGCCCCGACCUCCAGAGGGCACGAGGAAUCUUCUGGAGGUGGAGGUGACUCCCACUAACAAACGAGUUUCUCAAACAGCCAUCACUGCUGCCUCCAUCCGCAGACUCCGCUGGAAACGAGAGGAUCGUUUUGAUUUCUCAACCACGGCCGAUUUCUACGCCUCCAUCACCCCCAGCCGAUACUCUCCCCCGGGGAAAGCAGCCAAUCCCGUGCCACCCGGCUGGACAAAGUGCACCAUCCAGCUAGCUAUGAGAGGCGAUGCUGACGGUGUGAGCUGUGGCGAGGACUCGUUUGAUCCAGACGAGGGCUUCUCCUCAGGGGCCUCCAGCAGCAGCCAGCCCAGCAGCGUGAAGCGGGACUGGGCCGCAGGGGUCCGAGCGUCCCGGGACCCGGCGGGGAGGAACCGAGAGAGCAGUUCAGCGGACACUCGCGCCGCCCUGCGCCGACUCCACCAGCGGCACCAGUCCCCCCCACCCGCCGUCAACCUCCGCACUGCGGAGAGCAGCCGCAGCCCCAGUCCCAGCACCACCCGGAGGUUCCUGGACCCCCAUUACAUUCCACCCUUCACCGGCCCCCCGCCCAGAACUGGUAGCACCUCUUCCAGUAAGUCUCUGGACUGCACCGGCCUCAACGGCUCGUCCGGACCCACCGACAGCCUGUCCCUGGGCAGCCUGAGUGCGGACAGAGCCCACUGCCUGUCCGCUAUAAGCCUGCAGGAGGAGCAGCUCGGCCGGGCAGCGAGGAGCCAGGACCUCCUGUCUCCUGGAAGCCCCUUCUCUUCUGGAAGCCCCCUGUCCAAAGAGUCCCGCUCGUCCAGUUUUAAUAUGCAGAUUAUAUCACAAGUGUAAAUUAGUCGUGGCUAAGGGCAGGGCUGAGUGUGUGUGUGUGUGUGUCUCUGUGUGUGUGUGUUUGUGUAUGUACAACUGUACUAGGUACAUGGUUGGUGAAUGAAAUGUUAUGUGCAUAUUAUGUAUGAGCAUGUCUUUUUGAUGUGUGUGUGUGGGUGUGAAAAAGAAACGUAUCAAUGUACUUUGUGCGUGAGAGUGAGUGCGUGAGAGUACGUGAGUGUGCGUAAAAGUGUAGCUGCAUUCCAAAGCCUAGGCUGUGGUCUUUUAUUGGUCAUACCUAUGAAAAUAUAAAAAAGCUAAUUGGUUUAGUCUGGAAAUAAUUGGUUAAUUGGUUGUGAUUGGUAGAUAGCUUGUUUGAAUCCCAGUCAUGCAGCUUGCCAUCCGCUGCCAGAGCCCUGAGAGAGCACAAUUGUCCUUGCUCUCUCUGGGUGAGUAGAGUAGAUGGCUCUCUUUCUCCCGUUCUCAUCACUCCUAGGGUGAUGUGGAUCAGCACAAGGCUGCAUCUGUGAGCUGAUGUAUCAGAACCGAGUGCGCUUUCCUCCGAGAGGCGGAGUCUGACUUCACAUGUGUUGAAGGAGGCAUGUGCUACUGGCAUAUACAGCUGAGUAGCAGCUGAAUGGGUUGGUCAAUUGGUUUAGCUAAAUUGUAAGAAAAUGACAGAUUUUUUUUCUAUAUAUAUAUAUGUAUAAAUAAUUUUUUUGUUUUUUUUAACAAGCUUAUUUUUUAACAAGCUUAUUUUUCUGCCAUUUUUACUCAGAUUUUGUGGUGCUGUUUCUCUUUUUCCCUUUUGCAAUGUUCAUGGAUUGUGGGUAAUUGAGGACCUGGAGGGAUGCACCAAAUUGAAAACACUCUGAACUGUUGUAUCUGAAGGGUCAUAGUGGACAAGAAAUACAGCCUAGACUUUGGAAUGGUCUGUCUGUCUCUGUCUGUCUCUGUCUGUCUCUGUCUGUCUCUGUCUGUCUCUGUGUGUCUCUGUGUGUCUCUGUCUGUCUCUGUGAGUCUGUCCAUGUGUGGGUUUGCGUGUCUGUGUGUCUGUCUGUCUGUGUGUGAGGGCAUGAUUUGUUUGUGUAAAUACAUGUGAAUAAUUUACACUGACAUCAUUAUGCACUGGUGGUUUGCGUGGCGGAAACGAAUUGUUUUGCACAGUAACCCCCCCC
Messenger RNA from Astyanax mexicanus (Mexican tetra), 3316 nucleotides. Its product is annotated as protein FAM126B. The record is from RefSeq and is a predicted model, not a curated record. Gene Ontology annotation, cellular component: plasma membrane. The transcript is spliced from 13 exons. Lineage: Eukaryota; Metazoa; Chordata; Actinopteri; Characiformes; Acestrorhamphidae. Gene Ontology annotation, biological process: phosphatidylinositol phosphate biosynthetic process; protein localization to plasma membrane. The coding region runs from base 450 to 2159 and encodes 569 amino acids.